AUGACCACCGGCGCGCCCGCCGGCAUGUCGGACGCCUCGGCGCUCGACGAGACCCAGGUCUCGAUGGACCAUUUCUGGGAGCGCGAGGAAGGGGACCGGCGCCAGAACCCCUACCUGUUCAUGAAGCCGGGCAGCAUCGCCAUCGGCCACGGCGAGCCGAUCCUGAUGAAGCCCGAGCGGGAGAUGGUGGACUGGGAAUGCGAGCUGGCGGUGGUGAUCGGCCAGCCCGCGAGCGACGUGGAGGCCGGGGACGCCGGCGCCCACAUCUUCGGCUACACCAUGAUGAACGACACCUUCGCUCCGCUCGGCCCCUUCAUCACUCCGGCCGAGUUCGUCGCGGACCCCCACGUCCUCGACAUCCGCUUCACGCUCUCCGGCGAGAUCAUGCAAGACGCCAACACCCGCCUGAUGGAGCACCAGAUCCCGGAGCUGAUCCAGUUCGCCUCCCACAACCUGAUCCUCCGGCCGGGCGACGUGAUCGCCACCGGGACCCCGGACGGGGUGGGCUACGCCCGCACUCCGCCCAUCUUCAUGAAACCCGGCGACACCGCCGCCUGCUGGGCCGAGGGCAUCGGGACGCUCGUGAACCCGGUGCGCGAGUGGACGGAAUGGAUCCGCUGA
Messenger RNA from Geodia barretti, 621 nucleotides. Lineage: Eukaryota; Metazoa; Porifera; Demospongiae; Tetractinellida; Geodiidae. The record is from the annotation of a GenBank genome assembly.